Molecule: messenger RNA, 957 nt
Organism: Osmerus eperlanus (European smelt)
Lineage: Eukaryota; Metazoa; Chordata; Actinopteri; Osmeriformes; Osmeridae
Gene: atp5pb
Product: ATP synthase peripheral stalk-membrane subunit b
Exons: 7
Coding region: 116-871 (251 amino acids)
Biological process (GO): proton motive force-driven ATP synthesis
Molecular function (GO): proton-transporting ATP synthase activity, rotational mechanism
Source: RefSeq, a predicted model, not a curated record
UUUCCUGUCUGUCCGCCAUCCUUGCUGCUCUCUAGAAGGGCACGAAGAGGCCGAACAUAGGGAACAGAGGGAAGGUGCUAAGUAAAGCAAGGACUUGGCAUUUCGUCUUUCAAAUAUGCUGUCCAGGCUCGUUUUCGUUUCAGCCAAUGCUUUGAAAGGCAGCGGCCCCAUUGGAGCUGGACUGGUCCAGGUUUCCCACCUCCACACAUCUCCCCAGAGUCUGGUCCCAGUACCCCCCCUGCCAGAGAAGGGGGGCAAGGUACGCCAUGGAAUCAUCCCCGAUGAGAUCUUCCAGACGCUUUACCCCAAGACUGGUGUCACAGGGCCCUACAUGCUGGGCACUGGCCUUCUUCUGUACAUGCUGUCCAAGGAGAUCUAUGUCAUCAACCACGAGACCUUCGCCGCUGCCUCCAUAGGAGCAGUUAUUAUCUACGGUGUCAAGACAUUUGGCCCCAGCGUUGCAGAGUUCGCUGACAAACUGAACGAGGAGAAAGUGGCCAAGGCUCAGGAGGUGAAGGAUCUGGCCAUGGCCAGUCUGGCCCUGGCCGUGGAGAACGAGAAGAAGGAGCAGUGGAGAGUAGAUGGACGCCAGAUGCUCUUCGCAGCUAAGAAGAACAACGUGGCCAUGCUGCUGGAGACCAACCGCCGGGAGAGGCAGCACAUGGUGCACAACGAGGUGAAGAAACGCCUGGACUACCAGCUCGCCCUGCAGAACCUGCACCGACGCAUGGAGCAGGAGCACAUGGUCAACUGGGUGGAGAAGAACGUCAUCAAUAGCAUCACCCCCCAGCAGGAGAAGGAGAGCAUCGCCAAGUGCAUCACAGACCUGAAGGCCCUUGCCAAGGCCACCCAGGCCAAAGCUACUGCAUAACUGUACAGUUGUCAGCGAAGACUCCUAAACUCACUGGUCUCAUGAGAUGCCCACUUUUCAUUACAAAUAAACUAUUUCCUCUUGAA